Messenger RNA from Chondrus crispus (carragheen), 1757 nucleotides. RefSeq lists its product as hypothetical. The record is from RefSeq and is a predicted model, not a curated record. Lineage: Eukaryota; Rhodophyta; Florideophyceae; Gigartinales; Gigartinaceae. The transcript is spliced from 6 exons. Gene Ontology annotation, cellular component: mitochondrion. Gene Ontology annotation, molecular function: alternative oxidase activity. Gene Ontology annotation, biological process: alternative respiration. Bases 1 to 1317 code for a protein of 438 amino acids.
AUGAAACAUUGGUGCAAUACUCUACAUCUACACUGUCUGGACAGCAGUGAAGCAGACAAAACCUUCAGUUCGUCGAUCUCCCCCAAGUUCCUCCGGAGCACUCUGCGGUACUUCCUUCAACAUUCUGCUGUAUUUCCUCAUCACUUUCGCUCAUCCCUUUUUGCUCCAGCCAGCCCUCGUACCGCACCCUCAUUCACAUGCACCCUCCUUGACGACACCACAUCCCGCGACACUAACGCCCCGGAAAUCACCGAUGAAACCCCAUCCGACCCUGAACACUCUGUCCAACAGGUCUCCAGACUCCGCUCAGAGCAUCUCAAUGCCUUUUUCGACGCUGACGAGAGCAUGUAUCAAGUCCGUCUUGCAAACGUCUUCAGUCUGGCCCUACAAAACUUUGUAGUCGAGCUCAGUGAACUGCAAACGGGCUUCAGACGUCUCGUCGGUCUCGAUUCUCCACUGCGAUACACUCCGCCAGAUUGUCUCAACUUCAUCCUCGACGAUGCGACGGUCGCCAACCGCGAGAGGGAAAGGGAGAAUCGGGAUGGCAAAGUUGAAACAGGCUGGUUUGUGCGCAAAGUCUACGAUGUCACAUGCGCGGGCCUUGACUUACUUUUUGAUGGGCGUCCAAUUCCCAGGUUCUGGAUGUUGGAGACUGUUGCACGAAUGCCAUACUUUGCGUAUUCAAGCUGUCUGCAUUUGCUCAGCACUCUCGGAUGGUAUCGAUCGCCGACGCUUAUGAAUAUGCAUCACGCGGAAGAACUCAAUGAAGCAUACCAUCUCGCAGUUAUGGAAAGCCUUGGCGGCGACAAGCAGUGGCGGGAUCGCUUUCUAGCUUUUCACGCAAGCCUAGUGUACUACUGGUUUCUUGUGAUCUUGUUUCUUUUUUCCCCGGCUGAAUCAUACCGCUUCUCGCAGAUUUUGGAGGCUCACGCCGCCGAUAGCUAUUGCGAAUUCAUCGAUGCGAACCGCGACUUGCUGAGAUCGCUACCCGCUCCCGAAGUAUCUCACGAGUAUUACUCCGAGUUCAUGUACUACUUUUACGAGUUUCAGCUUUCUGAUGAAAAGCAACCCCCUCCGGAACGGCGACCGGAGAUAUUUUCAUUGCUGGACGUUUUUGAGAAUAUUUUACUUGAUGAGCGAGAACACACACGGACGAUGAGCGCUUGCACCGAUUUUAUUGAAAACGGCAACAAAUUCCACUACAAUGGGAAAGCCGUGUCAGGCAGUUCGCGACGUCCGAAUGUCAUUCCCUCCCAAAAACGAGAACAGUUUUGGCGCAAAUGGGCAGGAGUCCAUAAUAAACGGGACAGGGGAUGACAAAGCACUAAGGACAAACAAGAAUUGGGACGAUGGCCCAUUUCCCUGUCUCGUUGGCUUUUUUAUGCCUUGAUUGAAAGAUCUCAACGUUGAAAUCCUCUCGCCAGAUUACGCCAGCAACAAUGAAGGAGUCUGCCUACUAUACGUAGUUGAUUGCUUCUCCAGUAGACGGCGGGUAUUGGGUAAUCUGUUGGGUUGCUUUGUUAGUUUUACGUAGUGCUUUGUAUCCUAGUACAGUCGAAUUACCUUCGUCAUUGAAAUCGCAAAGUUACGGUCACUUCAUUCGGUAAUCAUUUUCAAGAACAAACCGGAGCAUAUAACAAGGGGAAUUGUUGGGCAUCAGAUGGCCAGCCAACCCGACCAUAUGCUUCUGCGCGGUUCCUUCACUGUGACCAGAACAAGUGGCCCAUACAUCAAGGGUGAGCUGGUUACGACAGAAU